AUGGAGUCUCAGUGCGACUACUUCAUGUACUUCCCGGCGGUGCCCUUCCCGGCCCGCGAGGCGCUGGUGGCGGAGCCGGGCCGGUACCGCGCCCUGCCGCGGCGGAACCACCUCUACCUGGGCGAGACGGUGCGCUUCCUGCUGGUGCUGCGGUGCCGCGCCGCGCCCGCCGGCGGCCCCCGCCCGCCCUGGGGGGAGCUGGCCGCCUCCCUCGCCGCCCUGGCCAGCGUCAGCCCCGGCGGCAGCGCGGAGGGGGGACAGGCCGCCGCCCCCGCCGCCGAGGAGACCCCCCUCCCGGGCGAGCCCGGCCACGAGGCGCCCGACGGCCGGGGGAGCCGCUUCCGCGACUGCCCGCCCCUCCUGACCCACGGCCGCGGGCCCGCCGGCAGACCCGCCGCAGGAGUGCCCCUGGAGGAGCCCAUCGUCUCCACGGAUGAGGUGAUCUUCCCGCUGACCGUCGCUCUGGACAGGCUGCCCCCCAACACCGUCAAAGCCAAGAUCGUGGUGACCGUCUGGAAACGGGACCAAGAGAAAGCCGAGGUGCGGGAGCGGGGGUACCUCAGCAUCCUGCAGGAUCGAGCCCCUUCCCAGACCUUCCGGGAGGAGCAGGGAGCCUUCAAGGCACAAGUGAGCACCCUGCUGACCGUCCUGCCGCCUCCGGAGCUGAAAUGUCAGCCCUGCAACGUGUCGGGGAAGCACUUGACAGUCCUGAAAGUGCUAAAUGCUGCUUCCCAGGAAGAGCUCUCUGUGUGGGACGUGCGGAUUCUGCCCAAUUUUAACGCCAGCUACCUUCCCAUGAUGCCCGACGGGUCUGUCUUGUUAGUCGAUGACGUCUGCCAUCAGUCAGGCGAAGUCUCAAUGGCCUCUUUUUGCUGCGUGGCCUCAGCUGCCUCGGCCUGUCCCUGCUCCCUCCGAGCUCUCGAGGAGCAGAAUUUCCUCUUCCAGUUGCAGGCGCCGGAGCAGCCCCCACACAGCACCAAGGAGGGCCUGGAGGUUCCCCUCAUUGCAGUGGUUCAGUGGUCAACCCCCAAACUGCCGUUCACCACCCGGAUCCACACCCACUACAGGCUGCCGAGCAUCCGCCUGGCCCGCCCGCGCUUUGUGAUGACGGCAGAGUGUGAGUCGCCAGUGGUCCUCCACCGCCGCUUCACUGUCACCUACACCCUCCUCAACAACCUGCAGGACUUCCUGGCCGUGCGCCUGGUGUGGACUCCGGAAAGUGCAGCUGCCGGCAAGACCCUUUCUUCUGCAGAACGGCGGUCCCUCCACGACACCCAGGACUCCAUCGUCUGCCACACACCCCUCAACAACUUGGGCUACUCUCGCAAGGGCAGUGCCCGGACUUUCUGUGUUACGUUCCAGGCUUUGCGGGCAGGUCUCUACGAGCUGUCACAGCACAUGAAGCUGAAGCUGCAGUUCACCGCCAGCGUCUCCAACCCACCCCCCGAAGCCCGGCCCAUCUCCCGCAAGAGCAGCCCCGGCAGCCCCGCCGUCCGGGAGCUGGUGGAGCGGCACCAGGCCAGCUUGGGCCGCUCACAAAGCUUCUCGCACCAGCAGCCGGCACGGGGGCACCUCAUGAGGUCGGGCAGCGUCAUGGAGCGCCGAGCCAUCACUCCGCCCGUGGGCUCCCCCGUAGGCCGACCCCUUUACUUGCCCCCCGACAAGACCUCUCUUUCCCUUGACAAAAUAGCCAAACGUGAGUGCAAAGUGCUGGUGGUGGCGGCCCCCGUCACGUGA
Molecule: messenger RNA, 1737 nt
Organism: Euleptes europaea (tarantolino)
Lineage: Eukaryota; Metazoa; Chordata; Lepidosauria; Squamata; Sphaerodactylidae
Gene: TRAPPC14
Product: trafficking protein particle complex subunit 14
Exons: 11
Coding region: 1-1737 (578 amino acids)
Biological process (GO): cilium assembly
Cellular component (GO): TRAPPII protein complex
Molecular function (GO): alpha-tubulin binding
Source: RefSeq, a predicted model, not a curated record